UAUACCAGAAGCCAGGUCACGCCCAUACUAGCACCUUUAUAAUAUAUUGAAGCAUGCAACUGACUCACGAAGACAUACAUGCACAUGUAUGAAGCUGACCGUUUCCAGUUAUUGACAGCACAGUUUGAUCUAUGAUUGAUUAAUUUGAUAUCUUAUUGCAACCGUUAUGAACGGGAUGUAUGGCCUUCUGCAGUGUGUAUUACUGUGCGUGUUGAAGGUGGUGAUGGUACUAGGAGAAGCGACAGGACAGACGGGAGGACCGACAGGACAAACAGGGUCUUCACUUCUUCCACCAGGUACUCAAGUUGCCAAAAACUGUUCUACAAUCCAAGAUGGCAUACUACUGUGGUUAGCUUGUCCUGUUGACCAAGCAAUACAAGUUUUGAAUGUACGAUAUCGACAGUCAAUAUCGACAGGUGGCUGUAGUCAGUUGGCUGACACUGUGGCAUGCACUGACGUAGCCAACAACCUGCAAACACGUGCAGAUUUGGCGAACGAGUGCGAUUGGUUAGACAUGUGCCAGGUGGAAAUACAUCCACAGCCAUAUGCCCAGUGUCUUUUGGAGGCGGCAAUCACAUUUAGAUGUCUACCAGUUCAAUACAUGUGUGACGGUGAUGGAUACAGAACGGAACCAAGGAUCUACCUGGCCAGUAUUGACUUCCCGUACCCACUGCCUAAUGAUGGGUCUACCUGUGUUUGUGAAUUUAGGGGGGAAAGCAAUGCAAAUUAUGUCACGGGAAAUCUGUUAUUCAGUAGUAGAACUCAUGUAUCGGAGUGUCAGCGUACCGGCGCAGAAGAGUCACAUUUAGAAAUAUCUGGCUCGGCCUCACUGGGACCUGACUGCACCCGAGUCAACCAAUACAACGUGACUACAAAGUUGAUAACAGUGACAUUGUAUGGUGGAGGCAACCCAGACCCUUUCUUGUUUAUAUUUGAAGCUGCUGACCCUGGAUACUUGGUGUCAAUCAGCUGUAACAUGAUAACAGUCAGUUCUACCACGAAAUUACCGCCAUCCAAUCCACCGUCUACCACUACCUCAAAUGGACAGAGUGGUUCAGGUUCAAAUUCUGGUUCAGGUUCUGGUUCAAAUUCUGGUUCGGGUGCGAAUUCUGGUUCAGGUUCAGGUUCCGGGCAGCAGAAUGGCACUGGACAAUCAGAUUCUCUUAAUAUUGGUAUGAUUGUUGGGAUCGUUGCUGCUGCUGUGGUAGUUGUUGUUGUUGUGAUUGCUGUAACUGUCAUUCUGUUAAGGAGAAACAGAGGGGCUCCCGAAUCGCAAUCUCGUCCAGCUCCCAACAUGGCCACACACCCGUCAUCUGAAAAACUAAAAAUGAAUAGCAGAGACAACAGUACCCGGAGCAGCAACGCUUACUCCCCGCCACCAUUCACGCGGCAGAAAACCUCCGACACGCUUUAUGAAGAGAUUCCCUAUGACAAUCCAAGUUUUGAAGGGGAGGGCGCCAAAGCACCAGCACCGCCCCCCAGACCCAUCUCCACAAUGGCACCUACACCUGGAGUGUACGCUGGGGAGUACAUAGAUAUGACAGCAGGGGAGAAGCAGCCCUCUGAAAAUGCGUACAUGGGUUUAGUUGGACCCCAUUCAACUGCUGAAUAUUCUGGGGGUACAGGAAGUGAAUACUAUCUUACUCCAAAUCCGUAGAGAUCAUUUGUAUCGAAGAGAGGAGAAAAUUGGACCAAAAGGACAGAAACAUUUAGUGAUUUUGUUAAAAGCGGAACUGGGCCGAUUGUGAUGUAGUCAGAAAUGCAUUUUGCAUUUUUUUUCGGGAGGUGCGAGGGGGUGAAUGGGAAAAAUUUACAAUUAAGCCCAGGAAACUUUUUGUUAAUGUUCCCAUGCUCGUAAGUCCCCAAUCUGUGGAUUGAGCAUUUCCUCUAAGAUAAAAAAAACCGAGCGUUCCUGAAAUUUAGAUGCUAAGCCCUAUUAAUAUUAAACGUUAUAAAAAUUUGCACUGUAGACCCUGAACACAGAGUCGCCGCUCGUUACCCAACCUAUCAAUUUUGUCUGGUCAAGGGGUACAUUUAGGGGGCAUGCGCGUUUAGUGCAAUUACCUUACACAAGAGUUGUUUUCUCAAAUAAAUAUGCACUAUAGGGCUACUGCAUUCUUUUUGUUUCCGAUUUGUUCGUGGUUGAUAUCUAUCAGUGCUUCUGAGCAAGUUAUAAUAAAAGCAACACGUUUUUGUGAUUUGAAAUAUAGAGAGAUAUCUGAAAAAAGCUU
Molecule: messenger RNA, 2231 nt
Organism: Lingula anatina
Lineage: Eukaryota; Metazoa; Brachiopoda; Lingulata; Lingulida; Lingulidae
Source: RefSeq, a predicted model, not a curated record